UCCAUUUUCUAAUGUUAGAUUUUGAAAUUAUACCAGAGUUUGCAUUGGGAAAUGCUGAUUGUAAAUUUCUACUCGGCAUGUUAUUUAAUCAGGCUGUCUAUUUUAUACAAGAUAAUUGUUUGAAUAUCAAAGCGGUUCAAAUAUUAUACAGUGAUUUAGCACCAUUAUCUAUGGAUUUAGUUGUAAAUAUGUCUGAAGAUGGAGUUAGAUUAAUAUUUGAUUCAUACACACAGAGGCUUAAGCUAAUUGAGAUUUACAAUUUGCAAAAAAUUAAAUUAAAAUACAGUGGAAAAUAUUUUUGCACAACUGAAAUAAAACCUACUCUUGAAAAGAUUGAUAAUGUAUUUGGCCCAACAUUACCCGGGAUUUAUGAUCCAAAUCAACAAUUGUUUGUUUUGAAUUUCAGAGGUCUUUCAUUUUCCUUCCCAAUUGAAUCUCAUUUUCAACCAAAUUAUUCAAAUGGUAUGGGCUCCUUACAAUUUUUAGAGGGACAGACACCUAUUGUAUCUAAAAUUUGCAUUUAUUCAGGAGAUGACUUUGAUAAUAUGAAGUGCCCUCCAAUUUCACCUAUAUCUUUUGAAGGCGGUUCAUAUUUAGAGAAAAUAGAUGUCUUAAUCAAACAAGAUAAUAACACUGCCUAUGGUCUCAAAAUUGUGUAUUCUACUGAAGCCUUUGAUCCCAUUUCUACAACAAGUCAUAGUAACGAAAAAAUAACAUUUGAGAGGCACAUAUAUUUGGAUGAUCCAUCUCAGAAUAUCCAUUCUUCUUUGGGUCAAGCCGACAAGAUAUUUUACAAAGGGGAAGACAAAAUGGAAAUUCACAAGCAAACAACUUCCAACUUGCAAGCGCAUUGUUAUAACCCAUAUUCCGCCUCCGUUUACACGGAUUAUUUCUACAAUUAUUUCGACUUGGGAUUGGAUAUUUUAUUUGACGGUGAACACAAUAGGGUCAAAAAAUUUAUACUUCACACCAAUUAUCCCGGUCAUUACGAUUUCAAUAUAUACAAUCGGGCCCAUUUCGACAUACCCCUCAACUUAACUGCCGAUCAAAAUAUUUCUCAACCCUUGAUCACGACAUCUGACGACAAAUCAUUUUCAAACGAUCGCGAUAAAUCUGUCACCGAUGGCAUAUUUCAUAUCGAUCCAUUUUCUAAAUGGGACGAAAUCAAGGAAUUUUUCUCUCGAAAAUCUUCUAAUGACCCUUCUCGUCGAACAGAUGAAAUACCCGAUAAGCCUGUCGUUUUAAAUAGGACGUCUUCCGUGAAUAGUGUCAACCCUUUCGGUUCCACGUAUUGUUACGCUUUCAAGAAUAUAAUAUUCGAAAUUAUGCCAAAUAAUCACAUAUCAACAGUCACGAUAUUCUGCCCAACGACAACUUGAUAGAAAAAAAAACAAUCUAGAAAUCCAUAACAAACACGAUAAUAAUGUGUUUUUUACGAUUAUUAAUAAAAUUUUAAUUUUAUAAAUUAAAAGUACCGAAAAAUUUAAUAUAAUUUUUAGUCGUCUGUCCGGUAGAUGUUAUA
Messenger RNA from Gordionus sp. m RMFG-2023, 1522 nucleotides. RefSeq names its product phagosome assembly factor 1-like. The transcript is spliced from 13 exons. The coding region runs from base 12 to 1379 and encodes 455 amino acids. Gene Ontology annotation, biological process: Golgi to plasma membrane protein transport. The record is from RefSeq and is a predicted model, not a curated record. Lineage: Eukaryota; Metazoa; Nematomorpha; Gordioida; Chordodea; Parachordodidae. Gene Ontology annotation, cellular component: trans-Golgi network.